Messenger RNA from Cordyceps fumosorosea ARSEF 2679, 1299 nucleotides. RefSeq names its product pyruvate dehydrogenase protein x component. The record is from RefSeq and is a predicted model, not a curated record. The transcript is spliced from 2 exons. The coding region runs from base 1 to 1299 and encodes 432 amino acids. Lineage: Eukaryota; Fungi; Ascomycota; Sordariomycetes; Hypocreales; Cordycipitaceae. Gene Ontology annotation, cellular component: pyruvate dehydrogenase complex. Gene Ontology annotation, molecular function: dihydrolipoyllysine-residue acetyltransferase activity. Gene Ontology annotation, biological process: pyruvate decarboxylation to acetyl-CoA.
AUGGCGUCUCUAGCAACGGCAUGCCGUGCCUCUAUGCGUGCGGCUCGUAGCCGCGCCUCUGCUCGUGGCUUCUCGACCUCUGCACGAUGCCUCGCCGCCCAGAACUUCAUUAUGCCCGCCCUUUCUCCGACCAUGACCGAGGGCAACAUCGCCAGCUGGCGCGUCAAGGAGGGCGAGAGCUUCAGCGCCGGCGACGUGCUGCUGGAGAUCGAGACGGACAAGGCGACGAUGGACGUCGAGGCGCAGGAGGACGGCAUCAUGAUGAAGAUCAUGUCCCAGGACGGCAGCAAGGCCGUGCCCGUCGGCACCCGCAUCGCGGUCCUGGCCGAGGCCGGCGACGACAUCGCCGCGCUCGAGAUCCCCGCCGACGAACAGCCCAAGCAGGCCGCGGCCGCCACCUCCGAGCCGGCCUCGUCGGAGACGAAGAGCGAGUCUAAGCCUGAUAGCAGCAGCAGCAGCAGCCAGCAGCAAAAGCCUGCCCAGGGCGGCCAGUCGUACGAGCACAAGCACCCCCUCAUGCCCUCGGUCGAGCACCUCGUCAAGGCCCACGGCAUCAGCGAGGCCGACGUCAGCAAAAUCAAGCCGACGGGCCCCAACGGCCGGCUGCUCAAGGGCGACGUGCUGGCGUUCCUCGGCAGCAUCAGCGCCGAGACGCCCGCCGCCGUCUCCUCCCGCUUCGACCACCUCGCCCACCUGGACCUCAGCAACAUCAAGGUCGCGGAGAAGAAGAAGGAGGCAGCCGCAGCCGCCGCCGUCCCGGCACCCCCCGUGGAAGAGGAGGAGCUGCCCCUCGAGGUCAACGUGCCCGUCUCGCUGGCCAAGGUGACGCAGGUGCAGCGGAAGAUCCAGGACACGCUGGGCGUCUUCCUGCCGCUGUCGACGUUCAUCAGCCGCGCCGCCGAGGUGGCCAACGACGAGCUGCCCCCGGCGCGCCGCGAGCCGACGGCGGGCGAGCUGUUCGACGCCGUUCUCGGCCUCGACAAGGUCAAGGGGGCGCGCAGCUCUCGCGGCAUCUACCUGCCGCAGGUGUCGGCAAUUCCCGCGGGCGCCACGUACAAGCCCAAGGGCGGCGCGGCGGAGCUGCACGUCAAGCACGAUAUCAUCGAUGAGCUCGCCGGCCGGCCGGCCCAGGCGCCACGGACGCCCAGCAUGGUGACGAUCGACACGGUGCCUGGCCUCUCGUCGGGUGGCAACGUGUUCACCCUGACCGUACCCAAGACGGAGGAGGAAAGGGCGUACGUCUUCCUGCAGCGCUGCAAGUUUAUCCUGGAGGACGAGCCGGGCAGGCUGGUGCUGUAG